UACCAGUUAGGGAUCUGAGUAAGAAAGCUACAAGGAGUUUCACAGGAACACAGUUGGAGCCAUAGUGUUCCCCCUUUUCUUCUACAGACUGAAGCAUGCCAUCCCCAGGAGUAAAGGGUACACGGGAGCGGGCCAAAAAGAGUGCACCAGUAGCUGGAGCUGGUGAGAAACGCAGGAAGGACCCGAGGGCAACAGAGCCCCCGAAGCCAGGCUGGGCCUUGAGUCAGGAGAGGCUGGCGGCCAUGCCCCCCACAGAGCGCCGCCGCCACCUGCUCUUUGGAGACCUGCUCGACGACGCAGGCGCGGCCGCCUCCAUCUUUCCACGCGAGUCUCUGGACAUACCCUACUCCAUGCCCGACCCGCGCACCUGGACGCAGGCAUCCGAACUACCCGCUGAGCGUCAGAAUCGGCUUCUGGGCGUCCUCAAGGCCGCAGAGGCCCGCGGCCGAGUCCGCGCCCUGAGGUUGCGCUACACGCGAAUGCGGGCAGAGGAAAUCGCUCUCCUGAUCCAGAGGCAGGGCUCAGCGCGCGCCGCCAUUCGGCUGGAACUGUUCCUACCACCCCAACUGAAGCCCACGAAAAUCCCCGAUCCUCUGGACCGACAGGAGGUGCGGGCAAACCCGGAGACGGGUGAGAGGGCCCCCGUGCCUCGCCACACACUGACACCAGCUCCUUUCUCCGCAGCGGAGGCGUGUUGAGACAAUCCUGGAAGAGGCGGUAGAUGGCAGCAUCUUCCCGCGAUGACGGUGACCCUGGCCUACAGAGCCCCAGGAUUACAAGGGCUUCCCACCCUCUAACAUAAAGUUCUCAUCGAGGGUUCUCGGGUCUUUCCCUUCUUUUCCCCCUGGACUCCCGGAGGGAAGGGCAAGCUUAGAUGCCACCUCCCACAGCCACAGUCACAGUGAUGGCUCUCCAAAGUAAGGAGACGUUAAGAUAAUCCUAUCUCCCAAUCGCCUGCCUCCAUCAGGCAACCGGUGCCCUUCAGGACCAUAGAGGUAGUGGGGAGGGGAGGUACCAAUGUGGGAAAGGAUAUGGGUGAGCCUGCCUUGAUACCAGCACCCCCAGAAAUCAGGGUUGUCUUCAAAGUUGGAUCAUUCCACCUGAGGGCUGGGGUGGCAUUCGGGGAGGGAGAAUGACGGCAAAGCCAAAGCUGGCCUUUGGAGAGUCCAGUUAGUUAUGCCCAGAGGACCAACAGAUUGUGAAUGGGGCCUCCUCGCCAAGGUCCCUGGAUGGUGGACAGAAAGCUCACCCACAGCCUCCCUUUCGUCAGAAACAGCCUCCUGUGCCCACUUGUCCACCAAACAUGGAACACAGGAAGGAAGCCACCCUUCCCAUUCCAAUCACUAGACUCUGAAAAGCCCCUGGUUUCUGAGCAGCUCUUCUUCCUCUUCUCCACAGCAUGGGCUCUUUGCAGAACCUGUGGUGCCUUGGCCCCUUGGCCUUGUCCUCCAUCCCAGCCUCUACCCAGCAGGCUGAAGAGAGGUGGGAGCUGUAAGGAGGUAGAAAGCUCCCUGUCCUUGCAUGGAAGCUCCCACUGGCUCUGUAUGAAACAGAGAACAGAAGGGAUGGAAGAAAAAGAGAUCAAAACUGUGGUCCACUCACUGAGGGCCAGUUCCCGGGCUCUGUUUCCUCAGCUGGUCUUCUCCCCCUGCACAUGACCCUUCUCACUUUCUGGCCUGUGGCUGCCCUGAGCCUUGAUCCAAACCCAGAUGGCAGCGCCCACAAAUCAGCAGUAGUUCUCAGGAGGAGGGGAGGGGGUUUCAGGCAGUGGUAAGGAUGGCAGAGCAGUAAAUGGUAGGUUUGGACAUGAUUGUGGGCAGGGAAAAUAGUCUCUUCAUCCAGGAAUGAUGGUCAUACACACCCAGAUACAGCCCUCUAAUGACAGUCACACCAGAUGAUAGCCAGUGCUGGGCUCCUCUGGGCAAGCUCCUUGGAGUCUGUACCCCAGGAUUUGUCUCUUGGAGAUUUGCUAAGUGCCUAGAAAAACUUCAUCUAUUUAGUAAAGCUAUGCCAUUAUUUCA
This is a messenger RNA of Alexandromys fortis (reed vole), 2021 nucleotides long. RefSeq names its product LKAAEAR motif containing 1 (gene Lkaaear1). The record is from RefSeq and is a predicted model, not a curated record. Lineage: Eukaryota; Metazoa; Chordata; Mammalia; Rodentia; Cricetidae. The coding region runs from base 96 to 698 and encodes 200 amino acids. The transcript has 2 exons.